GUUUGACCAACUUCACUAAAUAUACAUUGUUCAUUCUCAUUUUGUUCGUUAUUAUUAUUACUCCCUCUAACCGGAAAUUAUUGUCCAGUAUGAAUUUUUGAUACGAAUCUAAACUGGACAAUAAUUUCGGAACCCAUAGAGUAUUUUUUUCGUUUUUUGGUUGAGUCGUUUUCAUGUUCAAAUUUACCUUCUCCAGAAUCUCACCAUUAAAGUAAGCACAGACACAAUCAAGCAGAAAAUGAAAGGUUUUCCUAUCAAAUUCCCCCCAUUAACAAUUUUGCAUGGCCUAGCUUCAAUUUUAUGAAAAGCAGCCAAUUGCAUUGGAGAAGGUGGGCUCAGAAGCACCCACAACUAUACACGUGUGACUCCCAAAGAACACUCCAUUUGGCUAUUUAACAUCAAGGUGGUUUCUUUCUCUUCUGCUUAGAUUCAAUCAAAAGGGAGUUAUAAAAUCGCCUUCAAUAUCGGGAGACAUUUGUUAUUCACUUUUAGAGCUUAUUUCACCGCCCAAAUCCUCCUCCCAUCUCCAUCUCCUAACAACACUAAAUUCUUCUCCAAAUUAGCUAGUUAAUUACUAGAAUAAGAAGAAAGAGGAACCCGGAAUCUCUUGAUCUAGCAAAGGAAAAGAAGGAAAACAAAAAUUACCAGAAGAAGCAAAGAUGUUUAUUGAGAGCUUUAAGGUCGAUAGUCCCAAUGUGAAGUACAGUGAGAGUGAGAUUCACUCUGUGUAUAACUAUGAAACUACCGAACUUGUUCACGAGAACAGAGAUGGUAAAUACCAAUGGAUUGUGAAGCCGAAGACUGUUCAAUACGAAUUCAAGACCGAUGCUCGUGUUCCCAAAUUAGGGGUUAUGCUUGUUGGUUGGGGAGGGAACAACGGAUCAACUCUGACUGGAGGUGUUAUUGCAAACAGAGAGGGAAUAUCUUGGGCAACUAAAGACAAGGUUCAACAAGCAAAUUACUUUGGUUCUCUGACUCAGGCAUCAACCAUAAGGGUUGGUUCUUUCAAUGGAGAAGAGAUUUAUGCACCCUUCAAGAGCCUUCUUCCCAUGGUCAACCCAGAUGACAUUGUCUUUGGAGGAUGGGACAUAAGUAACAUGAAUCUUGCUGAUGCCAUGUCCAGGGCCAAGGUCUUGGAUAUUGAUCUCCAGAAACAGUUGAGGCCUUACAUGGAGUCCAUGGUACCGCUGCCUGGUAUCUAUGACCCUGAUUUCAUUGCUGCGAACCAAGGGUCCCGAGCAAAUAAUGUGAUCAAAGGAACCAAGAAAGAACAAGUUGAACAAGUUAUUAGGGAUAUAAGGGAGUUUAAGGAGAAGAGCAAGGUGGACAAAGUGGUUGUCCUGUGGACUGCAAACACAGAGAGAUACAGCAAUGUUGUUGUAGGGCUUAAUGACACUAUGGAAAACCUGUUGGCUUCAGUUGACAAAAAUGAAGCUGAGAUUUCUCCGUCCACUUUGUAUGCCAUUGCUUGUGUUCUUGAAGAUGUGCCUUUCAUUAAUGGAAGCCCACAGAACACUUUUGUACCAGGUCUGAUUGAUUUGGCUAUCAAGAGGAACUGCUUGAUUGGUGGAGAUGAUUUCAAGAGUGGUCAGACAAAGAUGAAAUCAGUGCUAGUUGAUUUCCUUGUUGGAGCUGGUAUCAAGCCAACCUCAAUUGUGAGUUACAACCAUUUAGGAAACAAUGAUGGCAUGAAUCUUUCAGCACCUCAGACAUUCAGAUCCAAAGAGAUCUCCAAAAGCAAUGUGGUGGAUGACAUGGUGGCCAGCAAUGCUAUCCUUUAUGAGCCUGGCGAGCACCCUGACCAUGUUGUUGUCAUCAAGUAUGUGCCUUAUGUUGGGGAUAGCAAGAGAGCUAUGGAUGAAUACACAUCAGAAAUAUUCAUGGGUGGAAAGAGCACUAUUGUGCUGCACAACACAUGUGAAGAUUCUCUUUUGGCAGCUCCAAUCAUCUUGGAUUUGGUCCUCCUAGCUGAGCUCAGCUCUCGCAUCCAGCUAAAAGCUGAAGGAGAGGUGAAUUGAACUUUCUACCACGUUCAAAAUCAUCAGCAGCCCAUCAUUUCUUACUCUUUAACCUGUGUUGGUACCGAUUGCGAAUAACAUAGCUGUUUUUGUUGUAUAAUGCAGGGGAAGUUCCACUCGUUCCACCCCGUGGCCACAAUUCUUAGCUACCUCACCAAGGCUCCCCUUGUAAGUUAUUUUGCCGGCCCCUUUUUAUAACUCUGAAACUCACCAAAAGCAGCCUAGCUCUGCAACUAUUUUAAAACACGACUCUUUUGUGGUAGUUCUACCUAAUAAUGGGGUGGUUGAUAUGUUGAACAAAAAACAGGUACCACCAGGGACACCAGUGGUGAAUGCGCUAUCAAAGCAGAGGGCGAUGCUGGAGAACAUAAUGAGGGCUUGUGUUGGACUUGCACCAGAGAAUAACAUGAUUUUGGAAUACAAGUGAAAGAUGCGAGGAAUGCAAAAGAGAAGGAUAAUUCCUAUUUCUGUUUCGAUUUCAUUUGUCUACUCCGUAAUUUGUUAUUUAGUUUCUUUUGUUUUCUCGGUGCCUAAUAUUUGAUGAAACAAUGUAUCCACUUCUUGCGAAGAUGUGAUGUAUUUAAGCAUAUUGUGUGAAUGAUUAACUUGUUAUUGAUGGUCAUCGGAUUUGUCUCCCUUAUUUCAAAGCUUAAAUUCUUCCUCUCUUGAUGUAAAUUUAAGAAAAUAGUUGCUCUUCAAUAGUUUUUUGAGGCGCAAUACAGCAUAUGUAAUUAGAUGUUAUGUGGUUGGAAGUUCUAAUCACGACCGUUUAAAAACCUCAAAAGUAAAGUUUCUAUCAGGAGUUUCAUUAGGGUAAAAUCAGCAAGUGAGACUGCUGAAUUGAAGCGAACCCUUUUCAAUUCAGAGCAUCUGCAUUGCAUUGCAAAUCAACAUGAAUGAUCUGGUAUUCUUGGGAUGUUGUUAUCUGGGCAUGCUGAAACGCCUUUGGAAGUAAAACUCUUCUACCAAUCAUGUAAGGAGACAGUGCAUAGAUCUUGCAUACUGACUAAGCAUCAGGAAAAGGAACACCUAGUUGUCACUGCUUCAUUCUGAAGUGGUGGCAGUGGAUCCAUAAAGGGGGUCCUAUCGAGCAGAUGGUCCAUUUCCUUCUUCAAUGAGGCACUGAUAGCCUGAGAAAGUAGACAGCAAUUUCUGCCAGAAUCAGAAGAGGAAUCUGUAAUAUAACACAAUCUUCUGAUAUAAGACCUUUUGGAUAAUUCAUCAAGU
Molecule: messenger RNA, 3245 nt
Organism: Oldenlandia corymbosa var. corymbosa
Lineage: Eukaryota; Viridiplantae; Streptophyta; Magnoliopsida; Gentianales; Rubiaceae
Source: the annotation of a GenBank genome assembly